AUGGCGCUGGACUCGGAUUCAGGACUGGCUCUUCUAAGGACCAGACAGGAGACCUCGGGCCUCAGCAGGCCCCUGCGCCCACUACUCCGCACCCCUCCCCGCAGGGAAGCGAGCUCCAGGCCCCCCACCCGCCCUCCGCCAGCCGAGAGCGCAGAGCCGGAGCAGGGCACCGCGCGGGCUCGAACCCCUGCUCGCUGCGUGGCCUUUUCCGGCCAGCUGUGCGGGCGGCUGGACAGCGGCGGCAGCGAGAGCGAGGACUCGAGCGCGGGCGGCAGCCACGACACCAUGGAUCUGUCUUUUAUGGCCGCCCAGCUCCCCAUGAUGGGAGGCGCCUUCAUGGACUCGCCCAAUGAGGACUUCAGCACCGAGUAUUCCCUCUUUAACUCCUCCCCCAACGUGCACGCGGCCUCCAACGGCCAAGGUCAGCCGGAGGAGCCGCCCAGGUCCUCCAACGACGCGGUCCUGCUCUGGAUCGCCAUCAUAGCGACACUGGGGAACAUCGUGGUGGUGGGAGUGGUGUAUGCCUUCACCUUCUGAGCCUCGGGAGCUCCGGGCCGGCCCACCUGCGCUGGACUCACUGAUGGCGCUGUCCCCGCUGGCCUGUGACCGCACCCAUGUUCUAGAACCAGGAGUUCUGACCGGGAGCACAGCCUCUCAAGCGGAGCGACCAUGCAUCCGGAAUUUCCCCCAAGCAGCCCCGAUUUCAAACCCCUCCCUGCUGUGGUUCUGCAGAUCCAGAAAGUGUGGAAGCUUGGGCAUCCGGCCCCUGGAGGCAUGACAAGGCAAAAUCUUCGAGCAACAGUUUGGAAAAUUCUUUUUUUUUUUUUUAAUUUUAUUAUUUUUUUUCCAUUUAUUUUUAUUAGUUGGAGGCUGGAAAAUUCUUGAAACUGCAUUUCACAAACGUGAGAUCGGAGGGAACAGCCAAGUUUGGUUUAAAAUAACAGAUGUGAUUGGAUGAUCCCUUGCUGGCACUAAAUCAUCACUUAUAUGUCUUGUUUUUAGGCAAACAUAUUAAUAUCACCCCUGGGGUGUGGGGUGAUGGGGCAAGGGCGGCCUUCAGGACCCGAGUGUUUCCACCCCAAUCUGGUUUCCCACUCAGCCCCUUGGAAUAUUGGUGGUGGCCCCUGGAACGGUCAUAGAACAUUCCUCCUUUGACCUGGAAAUGGUGUCUUUGAUGCCAGACACCUGGUCCCUUAUGGAACCCAAGGAUGGGGGAGUUCCUGGCGACGUGGGUCUCAGGGGUGAUAGUGGUGGUGAUUUUUAUCUGCCGGAUGGACUUUCUCGUCUUUGUAAAGAGAAGAGAAGGUGCCUUUAAAAAUAAGACCUGCCAGGCGGAGAACUCUUCUGGCUACCUGCUCAAGAGGCUCUUUCUUCUCUGAGAAGUCAAGGAACUCUCGAGAUGAGGUCUGUGCAUCUCGUGAAUUGGUGGGUGGGAGAGAGAGGGGUGUGACUUGCCUGUGGUCGCAAAGUAUGGGACGGCAGGGGUCAGAGCAGGAGGGACAUUUCCUGACUGUGAUUCAAGGCUGUCUCUGCCCCACCUCAGCCCUUUCUUGAGCACAUUCCUGCCUUCUCAGCUGCCCUGGGUGGGCAGGGAGUAUCCAGAUGGUUCUGAAGCUGUGUGCAGGGUGGGCAGGGCGUUAAGAUACCCACGCUUUAGACUCUGCUAGGCUACUGUGCAUUUCUACAGGUGUAAUUGUGUUCUGCCUGAGUCAGUUUCCUGAUAUGCUUAAAAAUCAGUGGAUGGGGAAUCCUGGCUAGCCUGGGAGCCCUUUCAUUAAGACCACAGGCCUGUUGGCCUUUGAGUGCACCCACAUGCUGGGGGAUAUUCACACAGCAAAGGACUUGCUUUUCUUCCGUCCUUAGGAAAGUUCAUGGCAAAGCACCUGCCUCCCCAAGACAGCCCUCCCUGUCCCCCCAAGAGUAGGGGGAGCUAGGACACAGGCUGGUUUGCCCACAAGUCCAGAGUGGCUUUUUCCUUGCUUCCUCCCUGCAGUUGGACAAAAGGAAAUAGAUGCCAUAAACUCCCUCUCAGUGGCUGAGACACUUCAAAGACUGGUAAAGAAGCCCUCAUGUGUAUUUGGGGACAAUU
Messenger RNA from Odocoileus virginianus texanus, 2089 nucleotides. The record is from RefSeq and is a predicted model, not a curated record. Lineage: Eukaryota; Metazoa; Chordata; Mammalia; Artiodactyla; Cervidae.